AUGUUUCCAGUGAAUAAAUCUCUACGUGCACAAAAUUCAUAUUCAAAUAGAAGGAUUUUUUAUUUAUGCUUUCUUUCCCAUCACCAUUUUUCAGAGGUCGACUCAGUAAAAAAUCACCACCAUACAUCCAGUCCUGAAGAUUCAUUGUCUGAUGUGCUUUCAGGUCAAUUUUUCGAUUUGGAAAUCAAAAAUACUUGCAGCAUUCCUAUAAGUUUAAAUGAUUUGAUCAAAGCUUGGUUAUGUAUGUGGCAUAAUGGUCUAUUUCCAAAUCCUGAACAGAUUGAUUUAAAUCUGGAUACAAGACAGCGACCUCCUCUGAAAUGGUGUCUCACUAUAGCUAAUAUAUGGAGUGAUUUAUUUCUACGACGUGUAGCUGUAUUCGCUAUGGCAUUACUCGGGGAUCUUGUACAAGAAGAAAAUAAGGCGAAACGAUCACUGAGUGAUAAGUUCGACGAAUCGGUUGUAUACACUGGAAGUAAUGGUCAUAUCAGUGGAAUUCGAAGCUUUGAUGUUACUCAUCAGGAUGAAACAGACUCUGGUAUAAAAGACGGAGAUAUGAAUGGUUUACCAAGUGAUUCAAGGGAUCCAUUAUUAACAUGGGAUGAUAUGUUAUGGAUAGCAAAAGUAAGUUAA
Messenger RNA from Trichobilharzia szidati, 633 nucleotides. The record is from the annotation of a GenBank genome assembly. Lineage: Eukaryota; Metazoa; Platyhelminthes; Trematoda; Strigeidida; Schistosomatidae.